CUGUAUGCACUGGGUGUAGGAGUGACGGUUCCAGAGGAUUCCCAUCUAAAGUUUCUCUAUGAAGGCCAUGAAGACUUUAGCACUUUGCCAACAUUUGGUGUAAUUGCAGCCCAGGUAAUAUAUACAACUUGCUGAUCUUGUCAGUUUCAGUCAUGUUUAUCUAGCCCAUAGAGAAGAGACCAGUGUAACAUGUGGAAACAAGCUACUUUAUUUUCUGGCUGAAAAAUAUGCCACAAAAAGGAUUGAGAGAUGGGGUAGAGAAAGGUCUCCACAAAUUUUAGAUGUCUUCUGUUUAGGCCCCAGUUGUUCAAAAGGUGGAUAGCACUAUCCACUGGAUAAAUCUCUAUCCAGUGGAUAGUGCAAUAUUUAUUGGUUUCCCGAAUACUUAUCCACUGGAUAGUGAUUUAUCUGGCCCGGGUUGCUCGAAGCAUGGUUAGUGCUAACCAGCGUUAAAUACCAUGGAAACCUAUACAUUCUGAUACCUCUUAACCAACGGUUAGUGCUAACCAGGCUUCGAGCAACCGGCCCCUGGUGGAUAGCACUAUCCAACUUUUGAACAACUGGCUCCAGAAGAUUAGGCUGCAUUCACCAUUUUCUUAUAGACCACAGUGCACCUUGUUUUCCCCUGAAAAUGUUGCAUAAUCAUUGUUUCCCACUUCUCCAGGGUAUUACAGUCAUUCCAAUAGAAAUCAAAGACAAUGGUUAUGCAAAAUUUUGGGCAAUCAAAAUGCUAUAGGCAAUGAAAUCUAUAGGUGAAAGAAAAUCUGCAACUCUGCUUGGAAACCCUAGAUGCACAAUUUCUUUGCUAAGUAAGAUACUCAAUGUAAGUAGUAUAAUAUAUGGUUUAUAAAAGGGGCAGAGGUAAGAUCAAUCUUUUUUCCAGAGAGAGAGGCUUUAGUCAGCAGCAUCUUUGUGAUAUGAAUCUGGAGCUCAUGAUGGAUGUUGUUGCAGAUUAAUCUUCAUUUAAUUUUAUCAAGUUGGUGGAUUGGUGCUGAUGAGAAUUAACCUAGGAUCAACUGGGCUUUGAUCAGAAAAAUAGUCUCUAGUGUAUUCAGUGUGCAGAAAUAUUGUUUAUACUCAGCCCAUUUCAAAGUUGUUUCCAUUUGGUUAACCUUUUUUAUGUAGAAAAAAGCAUCUGUAUUAAAGAAUUGUUCCAAAAAUAGAUGUAACAAAUGAUGAUCCCUACCAACUUACAUUUGCUUUGAAAAUGUAUUUUGUUGUUUGUUAAAGCUUAUAUACAGGUCACCUUGCUUUUCACAAAUUAUAGGUUUUGGCCUCCCUAAAACUUUCCUUAGAGACAGCCUUGCUGAUCUUAGAUAUAAACUUCUAACUGUAUCACUUUAAUAUAUGCUUUGUUUGUUUCUCUUUAUUUUCCAGAGUGCUACAGGAUCUGUUACAGCAGCAGCACUGGAGGCGGCUGGACUUCCUUUUGACCCAACAAAGGUUUAAAAAGAUAUUUUUUAAGAUUAUGAGGGCCCUGAUAAGAAUUUCCCCAUAUACUCUUUUUGCAAGCAAUAAAAUAUGACAGUCAUACUUGCUAAUGUCAUAAGUUCUUCUGAGAACCUUUGCUAGAAGUGAAAAAAAAAUCUAAGUGCAUGUGCACCCAUGCUCCAUGGCAUGUGCCUUCCCAUAAGGUACUUAGGCAUGACACAUACUGUCCUAUUACGCAAACCUAUUUAAUGCUGAAACCAAUGCUGCAGAUAGCAAAUCAGAUUAGAGAAUUUUGUUACAGUUAUGAGUAAACUGGUAAAACUGCAGUCUGUACAUGUUAUGACAAGUUUAAGCUAUAUUUUCUUCAAGACAAUUAUUUUUUAUUCCACUCCUGUAUUCUCCUAACGUUCACAGGCUCUUCAUGGGGAGCAGUAUCUGGAACUUUUCAAACCUCUGCCAACAGCAGCCACCUUAACAAGCAAGGCAGAAGUUGCUGACAUUCUGGAUAAAGGGAAAGGAGCUCUAGUGCUCAUCAAUGUCACUACUAAUGAUGAAAAAGGAGAAGCUGUUUGCUUUAAUCAGUUCUCAUUCUAUAUUGGUGGUGCUGGAGGUUUUGGCGGGAAAAGGCGGUCAGAACAUGCCAAGCCACUUGUUUCCAUGCCCAGUCGUGCACCAGAUGCUAGCAUUAGGGAGAAGACAAGUUGUUGCCAAGCAGCAUUUUAUCGGCUGAGUGGAGAUUACAACCCAAUUCACAUUGAUCCUAAUUUUGCACAGAUGGGAGGUACAGUAUUAUUGCAGGUGUUUGGUGACUUGUCUGUGAAAAUAAGAUAUUUGUUUGUGUGUGUGUGUGUGUGUGUUUUUUUUUUCAUGAUACAUCUGCAAAUAAAAGGAAAUUUAGUGAUGGUUUAGUAUUAUUUGGGUUAUCAGUAAAUCAACAAAAUAAAAAGUUUGUACAGUUCAUUUUGGAUGGCAAAAGCAGGGAUUUACCCAAUGAGCAAAGGCUCUUCAAUCUUCUUGGAAGAUCAAAGAGGCUCUGCUCUCAGGGUAGCAGGGAUCCGUCUCCUAUGAUUAAUUUUGUCAGUGGGUGCAGGAACUAUAGUCUCACAUAAUUUGUUUGACUGCUUAAUAUAGUGUAGACUUCAUUACCCUCUGAUAAAGUGUAAGGUAUCCAUUCACAAAGGUUGAAAUUAAUGAUUGCCAACUUUCUUAAGUUGGAAACAGGAAAAAUCAGGAAGGGUUCCAGCAAUUGUAAAUGCGAUUCUAGCUAAAUUCUAAUGAGUUGAAGGUGGAGAAAUAAUUUGUAGGCUUUUUUGCAUCUGUCCUAUUCCAGUCCUUCAACAAUCUUGAUGACUAUAAUAUUAGAAACAUUACAAACCUAUAACGAAAUAUGAAAGUUUCUUAUUUUGAAAUACUUGCUCCUGAAACCAUAAUUUGCCAGACUAGCACUAAAAGUACAGUUAUUCUUUGGUUUCCUUCAAAUAGGUUUUUCAUCUCCUAUCCUGCAUGGCCUUUGUUCAUUUGGUUUUGGUGCUCGUCAUAUUCUGAGGCAGUAUGCGAACAAUGAUGUCACUAAAUUCAAGGCCAUCAAAACAAGGUUUUCAAAGCCUGUCUAUCCUGGACAAACAAUUCAGACAGAUAUGUGGAGAGAUGGUAACAGAAUCUUUUUCCAGUGUAAAGUGGUAGAAAGUGGGCAUUUGGUGUUGUCAGGAGGAUAUGUUGACUUGAAGGACAUGGAUGAUGCCAAGACAACAAUGCCAGUAAGUUCUUGUUAACAACGUUUUUGGUGGUUUUGCUUCUUUUUGGGUAGAUAGUAACCUGAAAAUGGCUUGACCUCUAGUAUGAAAAGGUGAAGUCUGCAAAACACACAACAGGGUGCUGUGGUGAGUUUUGGGCCAUUAACAAAGCCCUCUUAGGAGGGGUACGUAUGUCCCCAGUCUGAGUAUUAAACAUGGUUGUUUCAUGAUUUGAGGAGAAGGCCAUGUCAUUGUCAGUGUUUAACCCAUCUUCAAGUUCAUGUUUGUCGCCAUUUCAUUUAGAAUUAUGUCGCUGUUUCAAGGCCAUAUCAUAUGUAAUUAUGCCUUUUCACACAACUGCCAUGUGAAAAAAAGUUGCACAUGUAGUUGCUGAUUCAUGCAAAAAAAAAUCUUGACUUGCUAUAUCUCACGGUGCUCGGCCAAAACAGUCAAAAUAAACCUAAUGGUUUUUUUAUUCAUGUUGUACCGCGUAGUGGAGCCGAAAUGAGUGGAAUUUUCCCAGUCUUUACUUGAGGUAAUUUUGACAUAUUAAUGGUUUGGAUUAUUGUCUUUUUGAAACAGGAUGUGCAUGCGUUAGUCUCUAGUCCAGGUAAAUCAGGCCUCAAGAGUGAAGCUCUUUUCAAAGAGAUUGGCAAACGCAUCUCAGAUCACCCUGAACUUGUUAAGAAAGUCAAGGGCAUAUUUGAGUGGAAUAUUACAAAGGGUGGAAAGACCGCUGGUCAGUGGACUGUGGACCUCAAAACUGGCUCUGGUUCCGUGACGGAAGGUCCAUGCAAGCAAGGCAAGGCCGACUGCACCAUAACUGUUGAGGAUGAUGAUCUGGCUGCUAUCGCUAUGGGAAAAGCAAACCCUCAAGAGCUAUUCAUGAAGAGCAAGUUGAAGGUCAAAGGUAAUAUCAUGCUCACUACAAAGCUGGGUCAACUUUUCAAGGACCAAGCCAAGUUGUAG
This is a messenger RNA of Porites evermanni, 4133 nucleotides long. NCBI's taxonomy places the organism in Eukaryota, Metazoa, Cnidaria, Anthozoa, Scleractinia, Poritidae. The record is from the annotation of a GenBank genome assembly.